AUGUCAUGUUCAAAAAUAUUUUUAGGAGAUUUACCUGAAUUAGUAUAUGGAAUCAUCAAAAAUUUUCAGAAUGAUUAUUCAACCUUACACUCAUGUGUUUUAGUUAAUAGAUUAUGGUGUCGUUUGGCAAUUCCAUUAUUAUGGGAAAAUCCAUUUUUAACUCCUACCGGAAAUUAUAAUUUUAUUGAAGUUUACUUGUAUAAUUUGAAUGAUUGUUUAAAAACUAAAAUAAAUGAUUAUCAAAUUAUUGAUCAUUUAUUACCUUCGAAUACACUUUUCAAUUAUCCUAGUUUUAUAAGAUAUUUGGACGUAUUUAAAAUUACUCAUUAUAUUGAAAUGUGGUUAGAAACUAAUGAUAAAACUUCAAAUUUAGUUUUUCAAUCAGUAUAUGAAUUUAAAGAAUUAAUUAGUAUGUCAUUAAUUAAAUUAUUUAUUGAUAAUGAAAUAAAUUUACAUACUCUUAAAAUUACUAUUAGUACUUAUUUUAUUGCAUAUAUUAAUAAUAUUCUUGAGAUAAUUUUGAAAAAUCCAAACUUAAUUAACAAUAUUAAGAAUUUUGAAUUUUCUAUUUUAACUUCUAAUACGCUAAUUGAAUAUCGUAUAUCACAAAUAAUUAAUUCACAUCAAAAUCUUAAAAGAAUUUUAUUAGGUCAUGAUAGUUUAUCUUUAUAUCAAUCAUUAUUAUUAUCAAAAGAAUCUAAUUGUUCAAAUACCUUAAGCACAAUCAUUUUCUAUUAUGUCAAUUUUAAUGAUAGAAUUAAUAAUUUAGUUAAAGUAAUUGAAAAUUUAAAUGUUUUAGAAUCUGUUCAUAUCAUUUAUUGUUUUUCUUUAGAUAGUUUUAUUCAACAAAUUAUUAACUUAAGCAAACCAUUUAAACUAAAAUCUUUAUUUAUAACCGGGAAUUUUCAAAUUGAUUUAUUACAAUCAUUAUUACAAAAAUAUGGGAAUUAUUUAGAAAAUUUUGGAUACGGGGAUUAUUUAGAAGAUAUCUGUUAUGAAUUUGAUCGGUCAUUAACACAACAAUCAUUAGAAUUAACUAUAAAAUAUUGCAGAAAUAUCAAAUUUCUUGAUUUAUAUAGAAUUGGAAGCCAAAUUACUUCUCAAGUGUUCGGUUUAAUUGAAAAUAUCAAACAAAAUCUUAAUCAUCUUUCAAUCAAUGUAGGGAAUGGUAAUAACGAGUUAAUAUUACAAAAUUUAGGACAAAUACUUCCUUCUAGGCUUGAAUAUUUAAGUUUGGUUCUUCACAUUAAAACAAGUGAUUUUGAAGUAUUCUUAAAAAAUUCUCAAAAUACUUUGGUUGAGAAAUUGGUAAUUAAUAAUAUGGUGGAAGGAUUAAUAAAUAUUUUACCUUAUAUAAAAGAACAUAUUAUGAAGAAGAAAAGAGUCAAAUAUUUGGCUAUUAAGACUACUUUAUCCAUUAUUGAUUUUAAUAGGAACGAUGAAGAUUUGUUUGAUUCGAAAGAACAAGUGAAGGAAUUUAAGUUACAUAAUAUUAAAGUUCUAAAAUAUGCUAAUUUAUCUACUGGUAUUUACAGAUUUGUAAAUGAAAUUGAUUAA
Molecule: messenger RNA, 1557 nt
Organism: Rhizophagus irregularis DAOM 181602=DAOM 197198
Lineage: Eukaryota; Fungi; Glomeromycota; Glomeromycetes; Glomerales; Glomeraceae
Source: RefSeq, a predicted model, not a curated record